CUUAGAGAGGGUCAAAUUCAGAAUUUGCAGGUGCAACCCGGAAAGUCCCCGCGGACCCAGAGGCCCUGCUUUCCAAUUAGCCUGACCCUAUGCACAGAGAGGUCCCUGCGGUACAGAGUCGCUUCACAGAGGCAGCUAGCUGGCCAAGGCCGCUCACCCGCCGCUGUAGUGUGUGUGGUUGCCCACCAGCCACCGCCCCCUCGAGCCCCCACCACCCGCCCCACCGCCCUCUGCUGCCUGGGGCUGUUGCUGGUUCCAGGCCUUCGGGUCGCCCCUUGGCCUCUGGUCAUGUGAGCCCAUAGUCCUUCCUGCCUUGGUGACAGCGUGUACGAAAAGCCGGGGCUCGAUUUGGACAUAGUAGGAAUCCUAUUAUUGAGACCCUGUAUAUAGAAAAACAUGGUAGUUUCUACCUUCAUCAGUUAAUAAAAUCAAAUACCUACUAUUGCUAUUCUUAAUCAUAAUUACAUUGAAUUUGCGAUGGGGGUGGGGGGAAAUGCAUGUCAUUGCAGUUGAUACCUGUUAAGAAACUCUCAAUUUGUGCCCUGAAAAGCCAUAAUGGAGGUAUCAAUGCCUCCACCUCAGAUAUAUGUAGAAAAAACUCUGGCCAUUAUCAAACCAGAUAUUGUUGACAAAGAAGAGGAGAUACAAGAUAUUAUUCUUAGAUCCGGAUUCACCAUUGUUCAGAGAAGAAAACUACACCUCAGCCCUGAGCAAUGUAGUAACUUUUAUGUGGAACAGUAUGGAAAAAUGUUUUUCCCCAAUUUAACAGCUUACAUGAGUUCUGGACCACUUGUCGCCAUGAUAUUAGCUAGACAUAAAGCCAUCUCUUAUUGGUUAGAACUUUUGGGACCAAAUAAUAGCUUAGUAGCGAAGGAGACACAUCCAGACAGUCUGAGGGCAAUUUAUGGCACAGAUGACCUAAGGAAUGCACUUCAUGGGAGUAAUGACUUUGCUGCUGCGGAAAGAGAGAUACGUUUUAUGUUUCCUGAAGUGAUUGUUGAGCCCAUUCCAAUUGGACAAGCUGCUAAGGACUAUUUAAAUUUACAUAUAAUGCCAACUCUGCUUGAAGGACUCACAGAGCUUUGUAAGCAAAAACCAGCAGAUCCUUUGAUUUGGCUAGCUGACUGGCUGCUGAAAAAUAAUCCUAACAAACCCAAACUUUGUCACCAUCCAAUUGUAGAAGAACCUUAUUAAAAAAAAAUCCUCCAAAGAACAAAUCAUGAACUAUCUUAUUGUAAAAGGCUGUACUUCUACUGUUAGAAAAAAUUGUUUCUAGGGUUUAAGUAACUACAAGUAAAAUAAAUUUAUUUCUUAAAAAUAAGUGUUAAAGGAAUAACUAUUCUAUGAAGCAGAUAACAUUAAGGUAAAAUAUAGGCUUAGAGUAUGAUUUUCACAAUGAUGUAACACUAGGUAAUGGAAAACUGAUGUAAGAUGUUGCUAGAUGUUUUUCUUAAGUUUGAGAAGUAAGACAUAAAGUUUAGUUAUACGUUUUCCCAAGCACAUAUCCUAUAUCUAGAUACAUAAUUAAUGCACAGUUGAGACAGUCUAGUUUAAAAGGCAUAGGUCCUUUUGUAGUCCAUAAGCAUGAUGAUUCGGUUUCAUGCUCAUGUGUGAGAUAUGCUUCCCUCAAACCUUGUUACAGCAUCAUCACAUUACCUCUUUGAUGUAAAAAAUAAAAAAUAGAAAGGUGUAAGUAUAUAAAUAAUUUUUUGGUAUAUUGAAAAUGUCCAGAACCAGGGGAUGAUCUUAAACUAAUCACUUGGAUAACUAUUAGGCUGGUGCAAAAGCAAUUAUGAUUUUUGCCAUUAAAAAACAAUGGCAAAAACCACAAUCAUAGCCGGUCUUGGUGGCUCACGCCUGUAAUCCCAGCACUUUGGGAGGCCGAGGUGGGUGGAUCACGAGGUCAGGAGAUCGAGACCAUCCUGGCUAACACGGUGAAACACCGUCUCUACUAAAUAUACAAAAAAUUAGCCGGGCGUAGUGGCGGGCGCCUGUAUUCCCAGCUACUCGGGAGGCUGAGGCAGGAGAAUGGUAUGAACCCAGGGGGCGGAGCUUGCAGUGAGCCGAGAUCGCGCCACUGCACUCCAGCCUGGGCGACAGAGCGAGACUCCGUCUCAAAAAAAAAAAAAAAAAGAAAGUAUAAUGUAAGAAAAUGUAAAAACAAAAAGAAAACAGAAAGAUCGUUAGCUGAAAAAAAGCGUGUUACAAAGCAAUACGCACAGUGUACGCCCAUUUGGUUUUGGUUUUGUUUUUGUUUUAAUAAGAUAGGGUCCCACUAUGUUGCCCAGGCUGGUCUCAAACUCCUGGGUUCAUGCAAUCCUCCUGCCUCGGCCUCCCAAAGUGUUAGGUUUGUAGGCAUGAGCCAUUGUGCCCAGCCAUGUGUUCUCAUUUAGAUUAAAAAAUGAAUAAAUAAAUGUGUUUAGAAUAACAUGUAGAAGGAUACCCACUCAAGUGUUAUUAUCUAUAAUCUCUGGAUGGUAGAAAUAUUUUAUUUUUCUUCUUUUGCUUAGCUGUAUUUUAAAUUUUUCUACAGCAUUUAUGUAACUACUUUUGUAAUUAAAAGAAACAUUAAGAUUACGAAAAAUAAAUGUUGUAACAAAUGUCAGCUUUAAAGGGCUGGCAACACUUCCUUAUUAAUAGACUGUUUAAGCUGUCAGUUGCUAAGAUGUUUUGCAAGUUCACACUGUUGGUAUUUUUCUGAAGUUUUGGACUUUUCCUUCUGAGACUGCGUGCCCACUGUAUUUCAAAACACCUUUAGCAUCAGUGUUGUGAGAACAAACCAAAAUCUUAAAAAUAAAGAUAAAUAAUAAAUUGUUAUAUUUUUUAGCAAUGACCAAGGACAUAUAGGAAAAAGCAAAUCAUUUUUACAGUAGGAUUCCAGUGUGACAGCUUUAGGAGGUCAUUUCCACAUUCAAAGUCUCUGUCAUGGAGGAAAGAAAAAAAAGGCAGCACUGUGUAUAGCAAAAAAUUCCAACUGGGUGUGGUGGCUCACGCCUAUACUCCCAGCACUUUGGGAGGCCAGACCAGGAGGAUCACUUGAGGCCAGGAGUUCAAGACCAGCCUGGGCAACAUAGCCAAACCACGUCUCCACAAAAAGUAUAAAAAUUAGCUGGGUGUAGUGGCCUGCACUUCUGGUCCCAGCCACUUCGGAAGCUGAGGCGGGAGGAUUGCUUGAGCCCAGGAGGUCAAGGCUGCGGUAAGCCAUAAUCACACCAGUGCUCUCCAGCCUAGGGGACAGAGGGAGAUUCUGUCAAAAAAUAUCAAACGAAAGGAAGGAAGGAAGGAAGGAAGGAAAGGAGGGAGGGAAGGAAGGAAAGAAGGAAGGAAGGAAAGAAAUAAAGAGAAAGAAAGAAAGAAAGAAAGAAAGAAAGAAAGAAAGAAAGGAAGAAAGAA
Symphalangus syndactylus (siamang) is the source of this 3393-nucleotide messenger RNA. It is a transcript of the gene NME5, whose product is annotated as NME/NM23 family member 5. Gene Ontology annotation, molecular function: nucleoside diphosphate kinase activity. Gene Ontology annotation, cellular component: cilium. Lineage: Eukaryota; Metazoa; Chordata; Mammalia; Primates; Hylobatidae. Gene Ontology annotation, biological process: cilium movement; spermatid differentiation; negative regulation of oxidative stress-induced intrinsic apoptotic signaling pathway. The record is from RefSeq and is a predicted model, not a curated record.